This is a messenger RNA of Trichophyton rubrum CBS 118892, 9448 nucleotides long. RefSeq lists its product as uncharacterized. Gene Ontology annotation, biological process: chromatin organization. NCBI's taxonomy places the organism in Eukaryota, Fungi, Ascomycota, Eurotiomycetes, Onygenales, Arthrodermataceae. The transcript has 2 exons. Gene Ontology annotation, cellular component: nucleus; HIR complex. The record is from RefSeq and is a predicted model, not a curated record. Gene Ontology annotation, molecular function: nucleosome binding. The coding region runs from base 1 to 4518 and encodes 1505 amino acids.
AUGUCUACUUUUGCAGCUCUGAACAUAGAGGCCGAUGACUCCCCAGAGGAAGAGAUCGAUGACACUCGCGAGAUUCAGAUAGAAGAGGCGCUCAAGCUAUACCAGACUGCUCUCAAACUCCACUCGCUGGGGCCAAAGCACUACAAAGAAGCCGCAGAAGCUUAUGACGCACUCUUCAAGUCAGAGAUAUUCAAGCUCCCGCAAUACACAGAUCUCGGAGCGGAUAUAUCAGACGAUGGUUUUAUAGAAGAAGUUGAUGAGCCGUCGGCCGUCUCGGUUGCUGCCGUGGAUGAGACCGAGACCGCCGCUAGCGCGCUGCCGCAAACGCUUUACCUGUCAUACAAGAAUUACGGCCAAUUCUUGCUUGACACCGUUCGAUACGCAUGGGAGCAAGGCGGAGACAUAGCUGAUACAGCUCCUUCUACCGAAUCAGCCAUUAGACACUUUGCGGACGCUCUGGAGCGCGAUGACACUGAUCUUGAGCUGUGGCGAAAGUGUGCUAGGGUUGGAGAUGCUCUCAGAAGUCACCGUAUCUCGAGAUUCUGUCUAGAGAGUGUCUUUGAAGGGAACGGAGAUGGUAUCGACGAUGGAUUUGAACAGCUAGGCAUUGAGCAAGCCGGUGCUGUGGGCGAUUUACGGAAGUUUUUCACUGCUCUACAUGACCCCCUAUCACUCGCACAGCUGCCGCAGAAACAACCAAGGAAAGCUCUGCUCAAUUUUUUGCAGCGGCAGAUAGAUCCAUUUCCGUACCUCCCUUCUGCCUUGAAGCAGCUGAACGGGGGCUCCAUAUCUUGUGGACUCGCUCUUCCUAAAAUUAAACGCCUUACUGUCACCCCCUCCGCCAACUCCUGGGCUGCUCUAGGUGAAAAGCUCCUUGAGCUUCUAAGCAAGGAUGACUCUGAUCAGGGCACAGUCGAAGUACAGGGGAACCUGCAAAUUUGUCUUGCAGACUCAGAUGUCACGAUGACAUCUCCUGCGGCAACUCUCCCGAUCAUCCAAGGCCGAAGGCCGUCCAAGCAUAAAAGCUCUGCUUCCCCCGAUAUGGGCGAAGCAGAGUCAAAAUCUAAAGCGAGCACUGAGGAAGCUACUGCUAAGGAUACCGAAAUGAAGGACCCUGCCCAAGCCGACGAAAAACCAGAAUCCAAAGGCGAUGAGGAAGUGAAUAGAAAUACUGGCGAAGAUGCUCGGGAUGAUACAGCCAAAGAAAAUGAAGAUGAAAAUGCUGUCGACAAAGACAAAGAGGAAGGUGAAAAAUCGACUGAGCCCACAGAUGAUAUAGAAGCAAGGCCUGGUCCUCAGACAAGGAAGCGCUCUUCAGCUUCAAUAGUCAAUGAAGAACCAACAGACGGAGUAAGAACGAAGAGCAAGCGUAUCAGGGCACGAGAGUCGAUUGCCGACACACAGGCCCAGCCAGAGGAAGUGAUUUUUGACCAGACAAGAUAUUUCGAAGAUAGGCUCGAGAUCUAUACACACGCCGAUGAGUGGAUGUUUAGCACAGCCAACGAUCUUCUGUCAAAAUUCGGCGUCGAGGAGCUUGGAAGUAUAGAUCAAAUAAAGCAGAUGCUCGCUUCUAUUGAAUCCGAUCCAGACACCACAGAAAUUACUCCUGAAACCUUGGCUGUACGUGACUUGAGGUACAUAGUUGAAAACUGGAGUGAUGCCUUUGGAAAAAUAGCAUUGCACAGUGAUAUAUUUGCAGAUACCCAGGAUGGCUUAAAGGGUGUGAGGAAAUCCGGUCUCAGUGUCUUCCUUGAACACUCCAAACAAGUUGGCGCAAAGGCAGAACAAGCGAUAGAUUUGGUUGACAAUGAAGGCUUGGAGCAGUUUGCAGAAAACGUCAAUAGCAGCAAUCUAACCGUGCAGGAGGUUGCUUUCAAGUGGCUUGAGAAGUAUCUCAAACCCGACCUACAAUCUCUGGGACACGACAUAUCCACUGUCACUGACUCUAGCUAUGCGACGCAACGGAUGCCGCAAAGCACUCAGGACACCCUUACCCAGAUAUUGGUACGGUUAGAUGGAUUUGUCUAUGUCAGGAUGAGAGAAUUCGCCUUGAGCCUGGAGAAACGGAUCCUUUCGCAUGCGCACGAAACAUCAUACUCCUUCACACCGGAUGACCUUACCGCCGUGGAAAUCUCGCAAAGCAUUUACGAACUGCACCUGGAUAUAUAUGACUCGAUUAUCUGCCAGAAGGAAAAGGACCAGGAAGCGGCCGUUCUACAACCGGAUAGACUCAACCGAUGGAGGGCCCUUACGCGCGGUUACAUCAGCUACUACCUCGACCUGUGUGCCGUGGACAAUCGACAGACUGCCAUUGUCCUAAGACAUUUAUGGGCCACCACUUUCCACGAAAAUAUGCUAGAUGACCAGGAUAGGGUUUAUGUUUUGGCAUGCCUUGGUGAUAUUCGACGAGCUCUAGUAUCGUUGGGAGACCCGGUGAUCACCCUGGCAAAUAAUACCACCAUGCCAGAGAUAUCCACAACUGCAAUUGACCAAGAGGUUUCUCGCCUUAAGGCUAUGAGCUUCUUCACGGACAUAUUUGGCUCCGGAAAAGACGACCCUGUGCAUCUAAUUGAAACUAUAGAGCCGGUCUUGAACCCGUCUGCAGUUCGGUAUACCGACGAAAAUGGUAACGUAUCUGAAAACAUCGAGCCUUCAACAACCGUCCAGAAUUUGAUAGAGUUUCUUAACCAAGGUGAUGCGACUCUCAAGUUAUUUCUCUGGCGCCGUCUUCGCGAAGCAUAUGAUUCCAUCGACUAUCCAACGAAGGUCGUCUCUUGCCACUUCAAGGCCUUGGAAACCGUUGUUCAGGAGCUGAGUCGCCCAGUUCGCAUGGAUCUUCCUGUAAAAGAGAGGCGAUUCAGCCUGCUGAAGUGGCUAAAACUAGCUGAUGAUAUACUUACCAGUGUCAUGAGGAGGGUAGUCAACAACUCGGAAGUUUCUUUCGAGUGUUUUGACUGGGCCCAUCUGCAAAUGUCCAUGUCUUCCCUUGCCCGCCUUUCUAGGAUACUUCAAUCUUUCGCUUUUUACGAAGAUGGGGUUCGUGUUGGCCAAAUAGCACCGGCUGACGUCCGCCCUGCUUCGACUGCAAAGUCCCUGGAACAGUUCAAAGAGAAGUUACGCGGCUUAUUUGUGAAGAUAUGGAUGGUGCAGUAUGCACUUUUAAGAGAAGGUAUUGGUCAGAACAAAGACUUGUUUGAUACCCCCUUGGAUGACCGCAUACACUUCUUACGGUCUGUUCACAACGCGCUCGGGCUUCGGUCUUAUUGCAAAUAUCCGAAGAAUCUAUUCGUUAAACUCAUGAGGGAUGAACUCUUGACAUUAGAAACUGAUGACGUCUACGAGGAUGACCUUGCACAGGUGCUGUACGACUUAUACAAGUUCAAAUUCUCGCCUCAUCUGGACGUUUCGUUUGAACAUGGCUGUCCAUAUGAGCCUCUCGAUCAAGAAAUAGCCCUGAAGUUGGUUGACUUUACUAUUUCUCAGACGAAGCGGAUGGAUAUCAAAGAUUAUCUGAAAUCGGAUCUAAAAACGACUGUCGACGCGUUACAAAGGCAAAUAGGGCUGAUGGGCAAGUCAGAGGUUUCAACUCCUCUCAACAAGAGGAUCCUGUCUAGAUUCUUGAAAACUCCAAUAAACCCCCUGGAUCUUUUCCGUUGUGUACAAGGGAUCACUGGACUAUCUAUGAUCCCCGUUUAUUCGAGGAGCGCCGAACUUGCUGAUAAAGGCUGGUUCACCUUCCUGGGUUCUGCGGCGCUCGCCAAGUUCCGAUCUCUGAAGAAAAUAGGUCCCACUCCAACAGAUGACCUAGAUCUCGCGGCUACUCUGUUCCGCCAUGAUUUGGAACAUGGAAAGGAUCGCUGGGAAACAUGGUAUCAACUUGCUCAAGUAUAUGAUCUACGACUUGAAGAGGACGUUGCUUGGUCUGCAGAAAAGCUCAACAAUGACAGGGAGGAUCUUGCAACUGUAGAGCGCAGAGCUAUUCACGCGUAUUCUAUGGCUGUUGCAACUGCUGUACAAACGGGUGACUUGAAGCCUAACGAAAAGAAACAGGUGUCCGAUUUGUAUGCGGAAUUUGGCCUCCGGAUCUAUGCAUCUACAAGAGAGCCGUUAUCAAUGGGCGCAUUUGAUGUAUCUCCAUUCAUGAGACACUUCAGCAGUGAUGCGGAUCAGAGGAUGUACGAGGGAAAGCCGUUUAGUGCUAUGAAACCGUUUUCUGCAUGGUACUUUGCGAGCUUUCUCUUCCACAAAGCGACUAAGGAAGAUCCGAUGAACUGGAGGAACCAUUUUAUGUUCAGCAAGUGUUUGUGGAAAAUGUAUUGCAGUAAUGAUCCACUGAAGGAACGAUACAAAACCAUCGAACCGUCGGAUAUCUUAGACUCUUUGACAGACGCUAUUGAUGCUCUCCCGAAAAAGAAAGAUGGCCGAGCAUCAGAGCCGAUUCUAGAACCCCAUUUCAAGCUUGUUUCAAUCACGCAUAAACUUGUGCGACGAGGUGACCUCGAUGUAAGUGGGACAUAAUUCCUAGUACUAAUCAAUUACAUGGACUAAUAAUGCAACAGCCGAAGGAAGCUAGCGAAAAACUACUUGCUACCCCGUGGGCUAAAGGGUUAUCACCAGCUACAGACUUGGAAUCCUGGAAACCAUUCAUUCUGGGAGUCCUUAAACAGCUUCAAAAUGCUGAUAAGUCCAAUUGGCAUCAUCGUAUUGUUUUAAGGGUUUGUUUUCAUAUCAGUUUGGUCAUGUUAGGUCACGCUGCUCAUCUUGCUGUAUAGGCUGCCCAUAUAAUUUACGAUGACUCCAAAGAUAAGGAGGCCGCAAUUGCGGCGAAAAACGACCUUACCCAACAUAUCUUCACGAAGACCAUGACCGUACAAGUCUGGCGGCCAGAAAACGAGAGAGCCGGAAGACAUUUCGUCUAUACUACCCGAUAUGUUUACUUUUUCGUACAGCUUCUGGAUCAGCUUGAUGAUCGUGCAAACCUGGAUAUGUUAGUCCGUCGCGUGAGACGAAAAGUCAAUGAUUAUCUGAACUUUCCCAAGCUAUGGGAGGAUACGUGCAUUACGUAUAUAAAGGUAAACAGAUAAGCCUAGUGUAUUUGUGAUCAGAUUGGUUGACAAGUAUGUAGCUGCUUCGACGUACAGGUAACGUACCAGAGGGGAAGGAAGACGCCGUCUUCAAGGGCGUUAGUCUCGAUGACUUCACUCUCUACUCUGGCCGUUUGGAUGCCUGGUGUCAAAAUCCAGCUAAGGAAGAGAUAUCAACAAUUGAACUGUUGCGAGAUGCCGUGGAGCUGAAAAAGUUGAACGGAACCGUUAUCAAGUCGGGAAUGUUUGACGAUCUCGUUGCUGAUAUAUAUGCCCAGCUAUAUGAGAAAACGCUGCCACAGUUUGUCGAGCAAGUUGCUGGAGAGGAAAAUCGGGAGCGAAUGAAGGUGGAUCAUUUGCUUAUGGCGGGUGAUUCUGGUGAUGGGGCGGAAACACCUCCAGCCACGACUUCAGCUCAAGCACCAGCACCUAGACCUCGGGCAAAAGGGGUGACUAGGAAAGAAGUGCAGAAAAAGGCUGAUGCUAUUGCUGCCAAAGCCCCACGCCCUGCACCUAAACCUGCAAAGGCUGCUGAGGAUGAGGGCAAGCAAGCCCAGGCGGAGCGCCAGACUGCGGAGGAGCAAGUCGACGACGGUCCUGCUACUGAAGCUGCUCUCGAUGAAAACAAGGAGAAGAAAGAUAAAGAAGACACCAACGCAGAUGAUAAGGAUGAGAAGGACGAAGUAGAAAAAGAGGAUGAAAACAAUGAGGAAGAAAAGGAGGAAGAAAAUAACGAAGAAGAGGAGGAGAAAGAAGGGGAAGAUAAUGAAGAAGAAGACGAAAAAGAAGGUGAUGAUAACGAGGACGAGAAGGAAGAGAACCCUGAGGAAGAUGAUAAAGAGGGAGAAAAUAUUGAGGAUAAGAGCGCGUCUGGUCCUGAUCCCAGUAUACAUGAUACCACGGAAGAAGAGAGUGGGCUCAGCGAACUUGAGACUGAAGCAGGCUCAGGGGACACUUUGAAGCCGUCCAGCCCUAUAUUCCAGCACCUCCUCAGGGCUCGCAUGCUCUCCCCAAAAGCAGGGUCGGAGUUAUCAACUGUCACCAGUGGUGAAGGCGGGGAUAAUGAUUCGAUCCCCGCUCCAUCUAUACAGGAUACCAAGAUGGAGAUAGAAGGCGAGGCUGAGGCUGGGGAUGAUGGAUCUGACACAGAGGAGUUACCAGAAGAUUGAUGGUAGCCUGUUUUCACAAACUGUAUUAUAUACCUCCUGAUGACUUUCUGCUUUUUGUCACUUGGAUCAACAAGGCGUUCUUCAUAUACGAUCAUUCAUACACUAAGCUCAUUUGUAGCUUAUAUUUUAUAGCAUUACCAUUGUCAAAUAAACAUAAGUAUAUUUGAUAUCAAUUACUAGCGGUUCUGCAGCUAAUAUUAUCCACAGAAGCCCUAAACAACUGCAUAGAAGUGUCCCCCAUUUAUCAAUAUUUCCAAGAACCCAUAUUAAAAUCUCUUAAAACUGUUAAGGGGAUAUACAUGAAACAAAGCGAGAAUCGUGAAUCAUAAAGUGCCCACCCAAGGAAACCCCAGGUUUAGUCAUAUGCACCUUCAGGAGCUAGAUCCCACUGCCUAGUAGUUAGCCUUUUUGGUUUCCCAGACUGUGUAAGUGGGCUGGACUUGGACUUCUUCAUGUCGAGCUGGGUAUUCUCAAUGUCACUUUCAUUAGCGGGUAUGAAGCUGUAAUCCGUGGAAUCAAAUCGACCGGGUAUGGUGUUUUUUUUGGAUCUAGUUUUUUUUGUUGGAGAUCUAGAAUGGAGUUCUCUUUCCAGUUGCUCUAUUUUGCGCCGUAAUGCAUCAUUUUCAGAUUCUAAGUCGUUUAUUUUUUCGGCUGAAUCAGGAGCAGGAUCUUCGUGUACUUGAGAGUGUCAGCUCUGAUUUCGGUACGAAUAUAACUGAAUUUGGCAUGCACUCACUCUUGAUGCCUCGCGAAAGGACGUCAAUCUUCAUAUCUAGAUGAUUCUCAUUUCGAGAAGUCUAGAGCGAACAUUAGUGUCGGUUGGUAUAGAGCAGGGGACUGGAUAAUUACCUCUUCAUCCAAGGCAGCUUGCCAACGUCGUUUCUCUUCGUCCAUACGUUCUUCCAUUUCAGCCCAACAUUCUUCUCGAACGUCUUGCUCAAUGAGUAGACACCGCUCGUCAGCAGCCUUGAGCUUGAACUCUGCUUCAAUCCUCAGGGCUUGUUCCUCAGAGAAUCUGACAGCAAGUGCUUCAUAUUCAUCACUUAUCUGCGCAAUUUCCAAGGCCGCGAGUUCUAGCUGGUCUGCAUAAGCGGCUUGUGCCUUACUGGAGGUGCCAGGGCCGGGCUUUGGCGUAGCUGAGCUAGGAGGAGCAGAUAGUAUCGUGCUGGUUAUAGAUGGAAUUCUUGGAACAGUAACCUCUCUAGCGAGAGCAGAGUAUCGUAACAUCUGAGAAGUUGCGUUGAAGUCACCUAAGGGGUCGGCCAUUACCAGCAUGACGGCCCUUUGGGAAUUCCUUGGAUGUGAAUUUGACGAUGCAUUGUUUGGUGAUGGGAAAGAAUUUGAAAACAGGAGUUCUGUGAGUUUACACUGCCUGAAUGGUACGAGGGCCUAUUAAUUUCAAAAUUAGAUGAACCCCAUGCAAGUAUAUACAAUCGAAACGUACCUUAUUGCCAUCCUGGAGAUCUGAUUGCAUCUGUAGACAUUGCCCAAGAUACAUCAGACUUUCGUUAAUUUUACCAGCUUCCGCAAGCGUGGCUCCAGCAGUUUUUGCGUUUCUUGCUCGCUCAGAACCUUAUGUCGGCAGUUAGUAUAUCUACAUACUCGCUCAUAUAAAGUAAUAACUUACCUGCAAGAUCAACAAUGGUAAAUGUAUGUCCGGCCCACGAUUCGUGGCCAUAUCUCCUAUCCACAACUUUCUUUUUGACUUCAACACAGAAGAACCCGUGGCUUCUAGAGCUGACACUGUUGCUUCCUGUACCUGUAACUCUUCGCUCAGUCAGUCCUGUCUCAAGGACCAUCAAAGCUUCCUCAUAUGUUGAGCAAACAACUUUCCGCAACCCGGCAACAACUUUACGGUCUGUUGAGCCUUCGGUUGAUUUGAAAAGCAAGGGUCGUCGACGAUCUUUCUGGUUAUUUGCAGCUCGCGUUCCGUUAACUUGGCUGGCUGGAGAUAGGAGGUCAAAGAUUCUGUCGUUGUACACUUCGUACAUCGACACAAGGACAACAUGCUCAUCGGUUUCAGGGACGGAGAUUUCAAUGCCACUUGUGUCAGGGUCUUGUGGUAAGAUGCUAACUCGAGGGAGGUGGGGGCGGCGCGAGCUUGUUCCUAUGAAUGAAUCCUUGAGAUGUGAUUUAGUAAAAUUCUUUGCUGUGUUGCUGUGAUUUCUGUUCCAAAAAGGCAAUUGAGAGGGAAGCUUUGGUGAUAUGCAUGAGCUCCAAGAUGUGUCUUGAUUAUGAUCAAACAUAUAUGUUGGAAGCUGAGGGAUAAAGGGGUAUAUAUGUGUAUUUUGGUGUAUUUGUUCAAGUGCUGGAUGGGAUAAAGCCGAUGUAUGUAUAUUCUUCCCCAAUAGUGCUGAGAUGCUGAGUUGGGAUGAAUGUCCUACCAUGGGCGUCUGAGAUCUGGACAUUGGUGUCUGCGCUCUUGAAAUCCGUCCUCGAUCUCCGUCUCCAUAGAUCAUCUCAAGAAAGUGGUCUGCAGCAUAAAUCUGGGCUUCUGACGGAUCUGACGCUGCGACGGAAUCGAGGAGAGGAUUCUCUGCUUCAUCGUCCGGAACUUGUAUGGUUUUUUCGAGAGACCUAAAGAUAAUAUCAAGAGACAUCUGUGUUAUACCUCGUUGCGUCUUGGAUCCUAGGAUCGUGUGGCUCUAUAUAGGCAUGCCAUCAAUAUCAUAAUCACUAGUUCAGGAACCUGUUGCAGCCUACCUUCCCACUUCCUGUGACUCCCAGCGUCGCCACCAGGCUAUCCCUGUUCUCCAAAAGCACGGCAUUGAUCAAUGAUGGCAUGCCAGACUCCUGAAAGACAUCGAGCUGUGUAGCUUCUUCCUCGAACACUUUGGUGAAUGCGAAUUUCUCCACGGCCCGUUUUCUCGCAUCGUUCGGCGGCUGAACUGUGAUGUGAGUUGGAAACGGCUCAUCGCCCUCAGGAGGCUCAAUGGACAAAAAGGGCUCUUGUUUGGCAUCAUGUUUGUUCUGGAUCGGCGGGCGUAGUCGCAGAUAGACCUGGAACAGCGACGUUUGUCCGCUCGAAGACUUCGGCCGCUCCAUCGCUGCGUAUAUGUAAUUUCCAGGCGACCUAGGUGUAUGCUGUCCGUUCCUUUUUCCUCUUCCUUUUGCUUUUCUGAGGCGACCCAAUCUCGACCGUUAAAAGUUCCUUUGGUGGUUGUGAGUUAUCAAAAAGUUGGCGCUGCCAGAGCG